This is a messenger RNA of Grammomys surdaster, 2611 nucleotides long. RefSeq names its product UDP-glucuronosyltransferase 2B17-like. Lineage: Eukaryota; Metazoa; Chordata; Mammalia; Rodentia; Muridae. Gene Ontology annotation, molecular function: UDP-glycosyltransferase activity. The transcript has 7 exons. The record is from RefSeq and is a predicted model, not a curated record. Bases 925 to 2517 code for a protein of 530 amino acids.
GAAAGUCCUGAGUGACAGUUAUAUUAAUUCUACCAUAAGAAGCUUGUAGCCACCUGCUUUUGACCUACUUUCAAAUAAGCUGUACUGUUUCUGAGUGGAAAUACUUGUAACACAUUCUAUAUGAUAAUGAACUACUGAUGCAUUCCAUUCUUAUAUCUUGUAGGCAUUCUCUUCUCACUCUCCUCAGAUAUGGAAACUGUGACUUCUAAAUAUAUUCUAUAGAAUGACGUGGUGAAUAACAAUACGCUAGACCUCUGGGAAGGCACAUAAUACAAAUGUUAUUGAUGUACAACAGGAUCUUUUAGAGUCGAUGUCACAAGCCUAUCAUGUUAUCUAAGUACCACUACAAGAAUAUUGUGUAGUGAGAUGGUACUUUUCUAAUAAAGAUGACCUUUUCUGAUUCUCUUGUGUUACAGAUAUUCAAGCAUGAAUUCUUUUUCAUUUUCAAGAAAUAUUUUUAUUGAAAAGAAUUUUUAUGCAACAUAUUAUGGUCAUUUUUCCCUUCCUUAUUUCCUCUUAGAUACCCCCAAUCCCAUUGCCCACUUAAAUUCAUUUUUGUUCUUUCUCAAAAAGUUAAAAAAGAAAUAAAAACCCAACCAUAACAAAAAACUGUCAGGGGUCUGUCUAUCUCCUAGUCCCUCAUUCUGAUCCUAGGCUACCCCAUAACUAACAUUCUUGCAGUUCAUACUUCAGACAAUUGCAUACAUGAAGCCAUCCACCAUGGCAUCCCUAUGGCUGUCAUUCCUUUGUGGAACAAUGUGAUAAUGUUGCCAACAUUGUGGCAGAAGGAGUAACUGUAGGAUUGGAUAUCAGAGCACUUUCCAGGAUAGAUGAUCUCACUGCAGUUAAAUUAUUCGUUAACAAUACUUUACAUGCAGUGAAGGAAGAAAACACACUGUGAACAGAAGGACAUUGAUUUCCAAGAUGCCUGUGAAAUGGAUUUCUGCCCUGAUCCUGCUGCAGAUGGGUUGCUGCUUCAGAUCUACGAGCUGUGGGAAGGUGUUGGUGUGGCCGAUGGAAUUCAGUCACUGGAUGAAUUUAAAGAUAAUACUGGAUGAACUUGUACAGAGAGGCCAUGAAGUCACUGUUCUGAGACCUUCAGCUUCCAUCUUUGUUGAUCCCAAAAAGUCGCCUGGCCUUAAGUUUGAAACUGUUCCUACAGCUCUCAGUAGAGAGGAUCUGGAAAAAUUUUUCACUGUGUUUGUGGAUGUGUGGACUUAUGAGGUCCCAAAAGAUACAUGCUUAUCAUAUUCUCCUAUACUUCAAAAAGUGUUUGAUGAAUAUUCUGAAUGUUGUCUAAGUCUUUGUAAGGAUGUUGUUUCAAACAAACAGCUCAUGACAAAACUAAAGGAAUCCAAGUUUGAUGUCCUUUUCUUAGAUGCCAUUGCUUCCUGUGGGGAGCUGAUAGCUGAACUGCUCCAGAUUCCUUUUCUGUACAGUCUUCGCUUCUCUCCAGGCUACACAAUGGAAAAAUACAGUGGAGGACUUACACUCCCUCCCUCUUAUGUACCUGUGAUUUUAUCAGGAUUAGGCGGCCAAAUGACAUUCACAGAGAGGGUAAAAAAUAUGAUAUGUAUGCUUUAUUUUGACUUUUGGUUCCAGACAUUUACAGAGAAGAAAUGGGAUCAGUUUUACAGUGAAACCUUGGGAAGGCCAACCACCUUAGCUGAGACCAUGGGCAAAGCAGAAAUGUGGUUCAUUAGAUCUUACUGGGAUUUGGAGUUUCCUCACCCAACCUUACCAAAUGUUGAGUAUGUUGGAGGACUCCACUGCAAACCUGCUAAACCCUUGCCUAAGGAAAUGGAAGACUUUGUCCAGAGCUCUGGAGAACAUGGAGUGGUUGUGUUUUCUCUGGGGUCAAUGGUCAGGAACAUGACUGAAGAACGGGCCAACGCAAUUGCAUGGGCCCUUGCCCAGAUUCCACAGAAGGUUCUUUGGCGAUUUGAUGGCCAAAACCCAGCUUCCUUAGGACCCAAUACAAGAAUCUACAAGUGGCUUCCCCAGAAUGACCUUCUUGGUCAUCCAAAAACCAAAGCCUUUGUAACUCAUGGUGGAGCCAAUGGCCUCUAUGAGGCGAUCCAUCAUGGAAUUCCUAUGAUUGGCAUUCCUUUGUUUGGAGAACAGCAUGAUAACAUUGCCCAGAUGGUGGCCAAAGGAGCAGCUGUUGCAUUAAAUAUCAGAACCUUGUCAAGCUCAGAUUUGCUCAAUGCACUGAAAGAAGUCAUUGACAAUCCUUUCUAUAAAGAGAAUGCUAUGUGGUUAUCAACCAUUCACCGUGACCAGCCUAUGAAGCCCCUGGAAAGGGUUAUCUUCUGGAUUGAGUUUGUCAUGCGCCACAAAGGAGCCAAGCACCUGAGACCACUUGCAUACAACCUCACCUGGUACCAGUAUCACUCUCUGGAUGUGAUUGGAUUCCUACUAGCCUGUGUGGUGGCCACUGCAGUUAUUUCUAUAAAGUGUUGCUUGAUUGCUUGUCAAUUCUUUGUGAAGAAGGAAAAGAAAAUGAAGAAAAAUUAGAGCUCAUUGACAAUGCAGUUUUUAAAUAAAAUUUCAGCAUCAUUCUAGUUUAUAAACUACAUUCUGAAUAAACACUCAUUGAUUGCUUUACCAA